GCCGUCUCUCCCAGGAUGCCACGGAAGCGCUACGAGAUGUCUUCCCAUGCAGCAGGGAAAGGUAGCAUGACAACCUGCGGGACUCAUCCCGGUAACGCUCAGCCCAUACUGCACCCUCGCUGGCCGAGCAAAGCCACUCCCUAGCCGGCCCGCGAAGCGCGGUCGUCGUUCCUGACCCUGUGCGUUCUCUGCCCCCGUAAACCCGCCGGGGCGACCUGAAGGCGACGCCUGACGAUGCCUGACGACGCCGUCUCACACGUUUCCGCGCCAGGCUGCGCGAGACAACGUACCUGCCGCCUUCCCUUCGGAGCGCGCGCAGCCGCUGCACGGAUCUGGCGUCGCUGGCGGACGUGGGGCUCCCGCUAGCUUCAUCCGGGAAUUCCACGCUUAAUGGAUCAUUCGCGAGGACACGAGUGACGCCGCACGUAUGACCAACGCCGUAUGAAGACGCCGCUGAUCAUCUCAUCCGCCACGCCCACUUUCGUCGGCGGUAGACGCGAACGGCUUGCCCGCACCAUCCUUGCCUUCCGCCCGCUUCUCAUCUCCGAGGACACAUCACGUUUGCCGUCAGCACAGCUCGUGCCACGCCCCCGGAAGGGUACAUUUAACGGCAUCCUUCUCCACGACGCUCCUCGAUCUCUCAUCCUCCGUUCUCCCACUGUCAAUGUUCGCAGACGGGUCGAGAGAGAUGUUCGCCACCCUCCUCCAGAGCGUGCUCAUCUGCACAGUAACGUACUCGCUGUGGCGCUACUUCCGCCAGGCGUUCGUUAAGAGCCCUCUGGACAACAUCCCGGGUCCGCCUUCCCCGUCAUGGAUGACUGGCAAUCUGCCGCAGAUGUUCAAUAGACAGGGUAUGCCCUUCUAUCACGACCUGAUCGACAAGUACGGCCCUGUCGUGAGGCUCCACGGCGCGUACGGCCGCAAGAUCCUCUAUGUCUUCGACCCUAGAGCGAUGCACAGUAUCGUCGUGAAAGACCAGUACUCUUACGAGCAGCCAGACUGGUUCAUCAAGAGCAACCUGUUGACGCUCGGGCCUGGCCUAUUGUCUACGCUCGGGGAGCAUCACCGCAAGCAGCGCCGGAUGCUGAACCCCAUCUUCUCGAUAGCCCACAUGCGGCACAUGAUGCCGAUAUUCUAUGAUGUUGGGCACAAGCUCCGUGUCGCUGUCGAGGAGCGUGUCCGUGCUGCGCCCGCGGAAAUCGAUAUGCUGAACUGGAUGGGCCGCACCGCGCUCGAGCUCAUCGGGCAGGCCGGCCUCGGGUAUUCGUUCGAUCCGCUCGAGGAGGACCUCACGCCGGACGUGUACGCGGACGCGAUCAAAGCCUACGUGCCGUCGCUGUACGACCUCUCCGUCUUCCGGUGGACGCUGCCAUAUCUGGUGCAUAUUGGCACGCCUGCGUUCCGCCGGCGGGUGAUGCAAUGGCUUCCCAUGCCUCGGCUGCACCGUCUUCAAGCCGUCGUCGACACCAUGCACCGGCGCGCGACCGAAAUUUACCGCGAGAAGAAGGCGCGCCUCGAUAAAGGGGACGAAGCGCUUCUCCAGCAGGUCGGCGAAGGGAAGGACCUCAUGAGCAUCCUCCUGAAGGCAAACACGCAGGCGUCCGUGGAAGACAGGCUCUCCGAGGAAGAGCUCAUCGGGCAGAUGGUCACGAUGACCUUCGCGGCGAUGGACACGACAUCGAACGCACUAUCGCAGAUCCUGCAUCUCCUCGCGCAGAACCCGCACGCACAGGCUAGGGCGCGUGCGGAGGUCCUCGAAGCGAGCCCGGACGGCCGCGACAUUCCGUACGACGAACUGGUCGCGCUGCCUUUCCUCGACGCAGUCUGCCGUGAGACACUCCGCCUAUACCCGCCCGCGACGUUCAUAUUCCGAGAGGCACAGCGCGACAUGAUCCUGCCGCUCGCGGAGCCACUCCGCGGCGUCGACGGCGCGCUGAUGAGCGAGAUUGCCGUGCCGAAGGACACGGUCGUGCAUGUCGGCAUCAUGGGCUCGAACAUGAACAGGAAGACAUGGGGCGCGGACGCGUGGGAGUGGAAGCCCGAGCGGUGGCUCGCGCCCCAGCCCGACGCGCUAGUCGAGGCGCACAUCCCCGGGGUGUACUCGAACCUAAUGACGUUUAUCGGCGGCGGGCGAGCAUGCAUCGGCUUCAAGUUCUCCCAGCUUGAGAUGAAGGUCGUGCUGGCACUGCUCCUGGCCAACUUCUCGUUCGAGCUCUCGGACAAGCCAAUUGCAUGGAACAUCUCCGGCAUCCGAUUCCCCACCGUCGGCGUCAACGGCAAGAAGCCCGAGCUGCCGCUGAAGGUAUCGCUCCUCAGCGACGUGUCCAAAUGAGCUACUGUAGACGAAUACGCGAGCCGUCGCGUCAUGGGGACCCGUGACUCUCGCCACGACUCGUUACGAUGCGCCUCACGCAUACCCACAGUACUAAUACAUCGGCCUACGCCGGUUGUACCAGUAGCCUGCUGCAUUCGCGGAUUUGUACUUCGUCAUAUUAGACGCUCUCUCUACGCUCAGCCAUCGAUAUGUUUUCUC
Messenger RNA from Trametes versicolor FP-101664 SS1, 2533 nucleotides. RefSeq names its product cytochrome P450. NCBI's taxonomy places the organism in Eukaryota, Fungi, Basidiomycota, Agaricomycetes, Polyporales, Polyporaceae. Bases 665 to 2332 code for a protein of 555 amino acids. Gene Ontology annotation, molecular function: iron ion binding; oxidoreductase activity, acting on paired donors, with incorporation or reduction of molecular oxygen; heme binding. The transcript is spliced from 14 exons. The record is from RefSeq and is a predicted model, not a curated record.